AUGGUUCGUGAUUGGGCAAUUACUUACAGAAAUUUACAGUUCUCGGGACUUUCAGCACUCUCAUACAUCUUUGACUUUACAUUCUAUUCAACAAUCCUAAUAAUUUCAGCAGUAUUAGGAAGAAUACUCCCCCCUAGGUAUCAUGAGUUUCUGUUGUUUGACAUCAAUUUACGCUACACAUUCUUACCACAAGCAACAGUGCCCGUUUGGUUAUUAAUCCUCAUUUCUGCAGGGAUCCCUUUACUUCAGUUUUUGCUAUUUGCCAUCUUUUUCCAAACACUAUCCAUCAAACGUCGGUUAUGGGAUUUUUUUGCUGGUUGUUUAUGUCUUCUUGGUGCACAAGCAACUCAAGUAUGGGCAGUAGCUUUAUUGAAGAAUAUUACCGGGCUUCCUCGACCGGAUAUGAUUGAGCGAUGUGAGCCCAUGAUUCAAAAUAUUGCCAUUACACAAUUAUCCAAUGUCGCCAUAUGCACUCAACCUAAUUGGAAUGCAGUUAUGGAAGGCUUUCGAUCAUUCCCCAGCGGACAUGCAUCAACGGUAUUUUGCGGCAUGAUUAUCACUUCACUAAACCUUGCAGCAAAGUUGCAAACUUUUGAUAGGAGAAAUAAUUCAUUCAAGGUGUUUUUAACUAUAUCGCCAUUAUUGGGUGCUGCAUUCGUGGCGGGAACUCGAGUCAGCGAUAAUCGGCAUUUCUUGCGUGAUGUUAUUGCGGGAUCAAUAUUGGGUGCAUUUGUAGGCGCAUCGUUUUAUCAUCAGUACCAUCCAAGUGUUUUUCAAUUGGCUAGUAGAGGGGGAGCAUUCCCACCAAGGAGGUUUGGUGUUUCGAGAUUUUUCAGAAAUGUGGGAGGGUUCUGGCGAAUGGAUGAUGGUGGGUCCUUUGAGGAGGGAGAUAUUACACGCACAAUUGAGAAUGAGGAUGUUGAAAGACGAAUUCAGGAAAGCGGACAGGGUGAAAACGUUAAAGUGAAGACACUAGCGGAUAAUAUCAAGUUUGUAAAUAUGCUUUAA
Messenger RNA from Lodderomyces margitis, 1008 nucleotides. RefSeq lists its product as uncharacterized. The transcript has a single exon. Gene Ontology annotation, biological process: phospholipid metabolic process. Gene Ontology annotation, molecular function: phosphatidate phosphatase activity. Lineage: Eukaryota; Fungi; Ascomycota; Pichiomycetes; Serinales; Debaryomycetaceae. The coding region runs from base 1 to 1008 and encodes 335 amino acids. The record is from RefSeq and is a predicted model, not a curated record.